AUGGAUUCUACAACUCCCCCUUCACGGCUCUCUAUAAGUAGCCCUCGCUCAAGCACUGCCGAUAGCAUGCAGAAAGGCCGGCAGCGCACAAUUACUGCGUGCCUGACAUGUCGCCGUCGCAAGGUCAAGUGUGAUCACACGCAGCCCACCUGCACGCCAUGCAAGAAGGGAAAUCGCGCUUGUAUCUACGCCAGUCCACAGCCUGCCCUGUGUAAUCCUUCUCGCGCCCGGGAAGGUAAUCGUAUUUCGAGAAGCAACCUGCGAACGGACCAAGAAGAGAUACGCAAUCGCCUCGAACGACUGGAACGACUUCUAGAGCGGGCAACCGCCAGUAUUAGCAGUAUCUCGCAAUCGUCUGACAUGAGAGUAUAUAGCGCAGGAACCUCCCGUGACAUUGAUCAGGUAAAAGGCGCAUCCCCAAACCCGCGAGCCGAAACUUUGUCGACCGAUGGUUUUGAUGGUGCUUUGCUCUUGGAGGCCGAGGAGGGCCAGUCUCGCUGGGUCUCAUCUUUACAUUACGCUCUCUUGGCUGAUCAGAUCCAUGAUGUUAAACUGCUGCUUGGGGAUGAAUCUGGCGGCGAGCCAGUGGAAAGCUCACCAACAGACCAGGCAACCCCCCCAUUCCCGUUUUCUGCUACCACUGUGGACAGCCUUGCGGCUUCUGCACCUAAUUCCGCUGACAACUGCUUGGCAUUGCUUGACAUAUUCUAUUCCAACGUCGAUCCAAUGACAAGAUUGUUCCACAAACCGACGCUUCAGCGACGAUUCACCCAGUAUAUCAACUAUACAUAUGGUACGACCACUUCAACUCCAGGGCGCCAGGAGGCUGAAACCCCGAGACCGGACCAAGCCCUUCAUACCUUUGAACCCUUAGCGCUGGCUAUAUUCUACUCAGCCAUCAAUACCCUGUCAGCGGAAAAUGUCAUGCUACAAUUUGUUGCAGACAAGGAGACACUCCUCGCCCAGUUCCAAAGAGGAGUGGAACUUGGGUUGGGGAGAGAAAACUUCUUAGUAACUCCAAGUAUUGAAGUCCUCCAGGCAUUUGUACUACUUUUGACUUGCCAAGCACGGGAAGAUGGCAUGGCAAGAACCUGGACCCUCCUUGGUCUCGCUGUCAAAAUGGCUCUCUCACAAGGCCUUCACAGAGAGCCAUCGUUAUUCCCGUCGAGCAAUAUGGAUGUUGUACAGGUUGAAACUCGCCGCAGGCUAUGGCACCAGAUAUGCCAUCUUGAUUUCCGCUCCUCAGAAGGUCGAGGCCAGGAGCCCACGAUAUCAGACGAAGAUUACACUACGUUGCUGCCACGAAACGUCUGCGAUGACGAUCUUGUGGAAGGAGUACAUCUCGGUGCGGAGACAUACUCGCCCCCCGGAUUUACCGACAUGACAGGCCACUUGAUUCGGCUGAAUGGCAUCCAAUGCUUCCGAAAAAUAGUUCGGAGCACUUAUAGGCUGGAGCGGAGAAUCAAGUCAUCGGCUCUCAACGGGAAUGGCAAUCUGUAUCCAAUCGCAGAGCUUCAGUCUUUAUUUGAAGAGGUUCGAAGCAUGGUACAUGAAAUGGCCACCCAUCUUCAAACCCAGUACCUGCAAUACUGCGAUCCGCAGGUUCCUCAGCAGCGAAUGGCCCUUGGCCUUGCCGCGGUUAUUGAAUGGCGCUGCUGGUCCAUCUUCUGGCUGAGAACCCCAAAACAAUAUAGGGAGGCCGCAGUGUCCCCUGAGAUUAGACAAACAGUAUUAGCAAAGUCAGUCAGCCUAAUUGAGAGUUUGAACUCAAUGCCGGAUGACCAAGAUGCCCAGAGGUUUCAAUGGCAUAUUGGUGGCCAUGCCUGUUUUCAAUCUAUCAUGCACAUUGUCUCGGAACUUGAGACACCUGAAUUCAAAGCGCCGAAUCAUAGUCUACUCCGGGCUCGUGCAGUAGAAGUCUUGAAGAAGACAAUGGAUACGAGAGGACGAGCACCCACGCAGAUGUGGAAAGUCAUCAAUCGUAUCAUCUCGAAUUGUCUUGUCAAAAAUGCACCGGCGAACCUCCCUUUAACACCAUUCCAGACUGUCCUUCCUCGAAAUGGAGUUAUCCCCGGAAUAUGGUCAUCAACUACUGCAUCACCUUUGGCAAUCCCGCAAAGUUUAUCGGCAUCGGGAGAAUCCGCAACAGACACCCCAUUGCUUGAUCUAUCGGAAAUUGGGAGUAUAGACAUGCAGGAUCCUGUCACGUCUUUUGACUGGGGAUUUUGGAACCUUGACCCUACAGAUCCUAGCUCUUAUUAA
Fusarium sp. VM40 is the source of this 2262-nucleotide messenger RNA. The record is from the annotation of a GenBank genome assembly. Lineage: Eukaryota; Fungi; Ascomycota; Sordariomycetes; Hypocreales; Nectriaceae.